GUCCAAAGAUACCUUUCCGAGCCACUGCUCAUCGGCGGCAAGAAGUUUGAUCUCCGGCUUUAUGUGUUGGUCACGAGCUACAGCCCCUUGACCAUCUAUGUGUACCGCAGCGGAUUCGCUCGCUUCUCGCAUGCUCGCUUUUCCAUGGACACUGCUGAUUUGUCAGAUGCCAUGAUCCACCUGACGAACGUGGCUGUGCAGAAGCACAACGACCACUACGACGAAAAGAAAGGUGGAAAGUGGGACCUGCGAUCCUUGAAGCUGUACCUGAUGAUGACGGAAGACCCAGCGAAGGUCCAUCAGCUUUUCGCAGAGAUGCAGGAUGUCAUCCUCUUCUCCUUGCUCUCG
Symbiodinium sp. CCMP2456 is the source of this 348-nucleotide messenger RNA. The record is from the annotation of a GenBank genome assembly. Lineage: Eukaryota; Dinophyceae; Suessiales; Symbiodiniaceae.